UUUUACAGCGGGGCUCUGGCCCUUUAAGAGCCUGUCUUUCCGGCAGUGGUAGAGGGCAGAGCAGUUUGGAGCCAGAGACUGCAGCACAUCCUCAGCUGCUGCUAGCCCACCUCACCUCACAACACAGCACAGCGGACAGGCAGCACCGGCCAGCCUCCCGGUUCACAUCACUACAGACCGCGUCCUGGAGGGGAAUGGGGGGCACCUAGCCCGCAUAGCUAACUAACUUGAUUUCCUAGAAGCGGAGAAGGCUCACGGCCGGCGGUCCAGCAACAUGGUAUCCUGGAUUAUUUCGAGGAUAGUAGUCCUUGCCUUUGGGACGCUCUAUCCAGCAUACUCCUCAUACAAGGCUGUCAAAACGAAGAAUGUGAAGGAAUAUGUGAAGUGGAUGAUGUACUGGAUAGUAUUUGCGUUGUUCACUACAGCAGAGACGGCCACAGACCUGCUCCUAUCAUGGUUUCCAUUUUACUUUGAGCUAAAGAUUGCCUUUGUGAUCUGGCUCCUGUCCCCAUACACCAAGGGCUCCAGUGUCCUCUACCGCAAGUUUGUCCACCCAACCCUGUCCAACAAAGAGAAGGAGAUAGAUGAGUACAUCGCACAGGCCAAAGACAGGAGUUAUGACACUAUGAUGAGGUUUGGAAAGAGGGGUCUCAACCUGGCUGCUAAUGCUGCUGUCACCGCAGCCACCAAGGGACAGGGCGUGCUGUCAGACAAGCUGCGGAGUUUCAGCAUGCAGGACCUGACUCUCAUCACCGCUGACGAUGAGCUGUCUCUGCACACUUCAGACGCCCGCAUGAGACGGGACCCCAUGGACGAGAUGAGCUCAGGGGCCAGCACGCUGCCCCGGGCCAAGAGCACCACUGCACGGCAGACCCGCUCUUUAGCAGCCACAUCCCUUGCGGAUGACACGUCAUCCCAACACGGCUCUGACCAAUCAGACACAAGGACUGAACACUCUGAUGAAGAUGUGGGAGAAAAAGCCCCCAAACGCGCUACCAGUGUCAAGGCAACCAAGAAACCUGCUGCUGCUAAGACAGAGACUCAAACCAAGACGGUGAAGAAGCCGACAAAGAAAAAGGCCACGACUAGUAAUGCAGAGACGCCACCGUGAGGCCUGCUGCCCACACUCACCGGCUUACACUCGCUCCACCCACAGCCUGCAGGCCCUUCUUCCUCUGUUUGGUCUCCACACAAACACAUAUACAUUGUAUAUAUCAAGUACUGACAUUGUGUCACUUUUGCUAGUUUUUAGAGCAAAGUGCAGAUUUGGUUUUUAGCAGUUUGUGGCCACCCUUAGGUUGGGAACAGUUCUUUUACAUUUACUGGGCUGUUGCAUAUUUUGUCUCACUCUUUACUUAAUGUGAGCUCAUCUCAGAUUGAACAGUCAAAUGUUUCUGAGAUGUUUUUUUUGUUUUGUUUUUUUGUUUUUUGGGUUUGAUAAUGGUUAGUGAUAAAUUCAGAAAUGCUGCUUUUUCCUUUUACCCCUAGACACAUAUGUAGGUCCCCAUAGUGGAUGAGCACGUAAGCUGGUCAUGUGCAGUUUUCCAGUCUCAUUAAUCAUACUGAUUCCUGUUCUGCUGCUGACAUUGUGACAUUCUCAAUUGAGGCUGUUUUUGCUUAAAGUAUCUCCAGUAAAAUAUUACAUUCUUCACUCUCACACUCCUAGUUCUCUAGAUUUGCUUACCCUCUCGGUGCAUGCAGGCCACAAGUCUGGGUCUUCAACCGGACCUGGUCAUGGUGGUGGAAAUCUUCAGAUGCUGUUGUGUCCGAAGCACAGACAUUAUAUUGUGCCUGAUGUUUUUACUGAGGAAUGAGGUGGUUGAGAUUAGCUCUAAGGCCUGCAUUAACCAAUAGUUAUAGACAUCCUUAUGACUGUUUCAGACCUAAUAGUUCCCACUUUUGAUUACAGCUCAGCUCACAAUACAUGUCAUUCAGCCACCACCAUGUCCUAGCUCAUGUGUCCAGUUUCACAGGGUUAUUGGUGAUCAAACCUGUUUUGGUUCUCUAUUUUACCUUAAUUUUAACUGCAUUUUAGGCCUCACAGCUCGUGGAAGAAUUUAAGUUCAGCGUCUCCUCAUUAAGUCUAUAUACCUCUGAGUGAGUCUGGCUCUGCUAAGUUCAGGUCUCACUUGUGGCAAUUUUCUUCCUCACUGCUUUUAUGUGACUUUCAAGUCAUGAGCAGUACUGGUGAUGGAGGGGUUUGUUUAGUGUUUGCUUAGUCAUCCUUCAUCUAGACAUCACUCUCUUAGGUUAUAUUUAUCCGUGAUCAUUUAUUUAUUACGCUUCUCUUUGAUCCAGUUCUUCUGGUCAUGUGAUAACUAUGAUCAGUUGUGCAUAGCCGGACCUCUUAAGGUAACACUGUAACUGAGUGAUGGUAGCACUCUUUUCCAAUAAAUACAGUAGUCAUAGAAGAGUUUCUGGUGUUUGUGAGGUAACAUAUCACUUUCAUUACAGUAGUGAUGUCUGAAUAUUGUUUGCGUUCUCCCUCCUUUUACCCAGCUGUGUGGUGACACUUUGCCUCUUUAUAAUAUUGCUACAUCUUAGAAACCAGGAUAAAGCAAAGCAAUAUGGAAAUAAUUAAACCAAAACCAACAUCAGGAGACUGUGAGGAAUCAUUUUCUCAUCCCCGUGCUGUUGUUCAGAUGUGGAGGGCGUGUCAGACCAGGCUGUGGGUGUUUCUAAACACCCUGGACUUUUGUUCUGGGAUCGGCUCUUCUGGUUGCCAGCCAGCCUGGUUUCCUCUGAGUGCUCUGUAAUGAGAGAGUUAAAAGCAUGAGACUACUUCUGCACUCAUUACUGCUGUUUACAGUGUGACAUUAGUGUGAACCAGUAGGGGGAGACAAAGCCCACCUCAACUGUUGGCAGAGUUACUAAACAAUAUGUAAACACAAUGUAAAUAUUAACCUUGACUGUAUAUACAGUAUGAGCUUGCUUGCCUUAUUCAUUCUCUGGCCGUAAAUCCAUUUCAUUUUUUAAUUAUUUCUGUGCUUUUUGUUUUUUAUUCUUAGUCUUGACAAAUCACAUGUUCUGAAACUGGAAGAAGCUCGGACUUCACCAGUACCGACUUCUGGUGUUAGAAGUGAUUUUUGUAUUUUUAACAUGUUUCCUUUUCUUUUUCUGUCUUUUCUUGUUAAGACAUUUUAACUCCUCUCCAUCACAAAGUAGGGCCUCUCCAGACUGAGUCUAAACUGAUGUUUGUACACUCACUAUGUAGCCUACUCUACUCAGACUGGUUAUUCAGUAUUUUAGGGCCAAAAGUUGAAAACCAGCCUGUUUGGUUGUUUUUUUUCUUCUUAAUUUAAUGUUUGCACUGAAUAGAAAGAAUACGGCACAUAUUCAAAAGACAUUUUGUCUUAUCAAGAUACAACCCUGCAUUUUUAUCUUGUGUUCAUGCCAUUUUUGGAUAUUUAUUGUUGUCAUUUUCUGUUUAAAAUCAGUAUUGUAUACAGGGAUGUUCAUUUGUAUAUUGUUUGUGCCAAUACUCCAAGCUCCAUGUCGAAAAGGAUUACAGUAUGUGCGCUGGGACAAUGGUAUCUAACAAGGUCAUGUAUCAGUAAUAAAACUACUAAUAAAGGAGAUGAAAUCAG
Molecule: messenger RNA, 3587 nt
Organism: Siniperca chuatsi (mandarin fish)
Lineage: Eukaryota; Metazoa; Chordata; Actinopteri; Centrarchiformes; Sinipercidae
Gene: reep2
Product: receptor accessory protein 2
Exons: 8
Coding region: 275-1111 (278 amino acids)
Biological process (GO): endoplasmic reticulum tubular network organization
Cellular component (GO): endoplasmic reticulum membrane; cytoplasmic microtubule; endoplasmic reticulum tubular network
Molecular function (GO): microtubule binding; taste receptor binding
Source: RefSeq, a predicted model, not a curated record